GAGAGCGAUAGGUGGCUACACGCAGCGAGCAAACCACCCCCAAAUCCUCAAACCCUAGGCGGAGGAGGCAGGAAGGGAGGAAGCGAGCGAGCGAGCUCGGCGGGGCAGCGAUGGCAGCGGUGAGCUUGCGUAAGGGGAACGCGCGUCUCCCGCCGGAGGUGAACCGGGUGCUGUACGUGCGGAACCUGCCGUUCAACAUCUCGAGCGAGGAGAUGUACGACAUCUUCGGCAAGUACGGCGCGAUCCGGCAGAUCCGGCUGGGCAAUGGCAAGGACACGCGCGGCACCGCCUACGUCGUCUACGAGGACAUCUACGACGCCAAGAACGCCGUCGACCACCUCUCCGGGUUCAACGUCGCCAACCGCUACCUCAUCGUGCUGUACUACCAGCCCGCCAAGAUGUCCAAGAAGUCCGACGUCAAGAAGAAGGAGGACGAGAUCACGAGGCUCCAGGAGAAGUACGGCCUCGGGUCUAAGACCCCUGGCCCCGGCUCCAGCGACUGAGCGACCGGGCGUACUGCCUCUGCGACCGCAUGUAUCUGAGAAGAGUAACGAGAGGGAACGUGCUGCUUGUGCUGUGCUAUGCUAUGCUAUGUUUCAUCCAGUUUUACUAAUUACUAUGUGUUGUUAUUCAGUGACAAUCAAUUGAGUAGGUAUGUGCUUAACAAGAUCCUUUAGGUGUGCAUUGUUUCUUGUGUGCUUUUCUUUUAUGUCUAUAUUUAUGUCUACAGAGACAAGGGAAAUGUGUUCAUGUGCACUUGUUACUAAGUUUCAAUUGGUGCUGUGUAGUUAGAGUGGCAUGGCCGUGAUAUUUAUUACUCGCGGGGAGUGCCUGUUUUGGGUAGCUUGAUAUGUGUGAUCAUAUAGUAGAAAGGAUUGGGCAGAAUGAAGUUGGUAUGUUGAUGGUCAGUGUUCAA
This is a messenger RNA of Phragmites australis (common reed), 916 nucleotides long. RefSeq names its product splicing factor 3B subunit 6-like protein. Gene Ontology annotation, cellular component: catalytic step 2 spliceosome; U2 snRNP; precatalytic spliceosome. The transcript has a single exon. The record is from RefSeq and is a predicted model, not a curated record. Lineage: Eukaryota; Viridiplantae; Streptophyta; Magnoliopsida; Poales; Poaceae. Gene Ontology annotation, biological process: mRNA splicing, via spliceosome. Gene Ontology annotation, molecular function: RNA binding. The coding region runs from base 111 to 503 and encodes 130 amino acids.